Messenger RNA from Paramormyrops kingsleyae, 1969 nucleotides. The record is from RefSeq and is a predicted model, not a curated record. NCBI's taxonomy places the organism in Eukaryota, Metazoa, Chordata, Actinopteri, Osteoglossiformes, Mormyridae.
UCGCAACCCCAACCCGUCAAUCUUGAAAUAUUUUUACAACUCGAUCACAUGAUAUAUGCAGUGUGUAACUGCAAAAAGUGAAUUUCAGGUUUUUGACAGAACAUGGAGACCACCUUCAAGGAAAACCAACCUUAGUAUUCAAUUCUUUUAAAUGGGAAUCAAUAUCAACUACAUAAUAUUUAACUUGGACCGCAAGCAAAUGAGGAAGUCAGCGGCGGGUGCCGGAAAACAAAGCAAAAAAAAAAAACCUUUCACCUUUGCAGCACGAAAUAUAGAAAUAUAAGCGCAAUUUGUUGUUUCGUGCAGUGAAAGUAGCGUAGGCUAACUUAUUUAAUUUUUUUAAAUUAGCAUUUCUUUAAAAAACACACUUUUAUUGACGUGCUUAAUAUGCAAAACAAGAGCAAUUGAGCUUCAUGAAAUGGCUAACCCAGGCUCCUACACUUUCACUUUACCGAGUAGGUUUUUUGGUCUGCAUUCAAAGCACACACAUCAGAGUGCCAACACUCCACCAACUGCUCUUGAAUAUGUCAGAAGUGGCAGGAAGGUUCUCAUGGAUGGACUCAAAUUCCCCAUUACGACAGCCAGACAGCUUAACAAGCAUGGUAUUCUCAGUGAAGAGGAACUCUGUGAUAUUAGAAGGCAAUCUGGGGGGGCUGAUGCAACUAGCAAACUGCUGGACAUGGUCAUUGCUAAAGGGGAGCAGGCCUGCUGUGAAUUACUUCAGAUACUGCAAAACAAAAGGCAAAAUAUGCUGGAUAUAGGGUUGUCUGAGUCAGUUAAAGCAACUCUGCAAAGUCUGGAAGAAGAUUUACAUCAUUGGAUCAACCACUUCUCAGGCCUCGCAAGAAAAUCAUCAUCCAUACUCAGUGGAAAUGAUCUGCACCUUAAAGUGAAUGAGCACGAAGAUGAAGCUGUGUUUGAAGAAGCAGGGACAAUAAUGAAGCAGAGUCCAGAGAAGAUACAACUAUAUUUGCACGUGGAUCAAGAAUUUAAACAUCUUGGUGAAGCCGUCAAGAACAUGAUAUUCAAAUUCUUGCCACAGAUCAGCAAAAUCAGGUCUGUUUUCAUAUUAUAAUAAUGAUAACAAUAAUAAUAAUGUAUAAAAUAAAAUAAAUGUUUAACACAUCUAAGUUAUUUAAAUUUAAAAAAUCAAUGAGAAAAUCUAUAUGGCCAAACAAACCAAAUAGAUUUCAAUUAUGCUUAGUAUUACGGUAAAGGCUGCUCAUGGUGAUUAUGAUAGUCACACAUACUAUGUAGGAGUUCUGCUUACAGAAUUUUCCCCUGACUGACUUCGGGUUUAAUAUUGAUUUUCCAUUUUAAUAUUCCACAUCUUUUCAGACUGGACUGGGGGGUGGAGACAAUAGAGAGAUUUUUGAACAUGCCUAUGAGAAAACUGAAUGGUUUUCAGAUAAAGGACCGAAAAUAACGUCUGGGUUUAGAAUGAGUACUAAAAAACUUCACGUUUUGUUGUAUGAGAUAGAUCCUUUGUUACUGGUGGUAUGUCGACAUAUUUCAAUGUUUCACGUGUACAGUACAGUGUGCCGAUUUACUUACAUCACUCUCAGUGGCUGUCUAGCAGUCGCCGAUCUGAGACCUGUGUUUUGCUACGACGCUGAAGUUGGCUCCUUAUUCGCAGCUCCUUAUUCAGAUUUUCCGGUCCACCUUAAAUGCUUCGCAGCCCAAUGCAAUGACGCUAUUGCGUCUGUAGGGGGGCAAUUUUAAUACCUUAAACCUCUCCGGGCCAGGCAAAUAUCACACAUCAGGUAUCCUACUAUGCAGAAAAAGUGACAAUGUGCAGCUAGCGAAUUACUUACAUAAAAACCUAUUAGUUGGGGGGCGCAAUAAGUUAUCGUAGAUAAUUAUAUCGAAGAGAACUCUAUCGGCAGUCUAUCGCUCAUCCUGCUAGUCCCCGAUGUAGAGGUUUGAAUUUCGGACCGUAUUUUAAACCACUGAAAUUGUGGCAGCAUAU